AUGAAAGAAAAAAAAAUUGCCGAAAUUGGUCAAGAUUUGCCUGAACAGAAAAAUUUAGUUACUUUACAAACUCAAAUAACUAGCAAACAAGAGAUUAAUAUCGACAUCAUUAAGGCUUUUACUAACGUGGAU
Molecule: messenger RNA, 132 nt
Organism: Racocetra persica
Lineage: Eukaryota; Fungi; Glomeromycota; Glomeromycetes; Diversisporales; Gigasporaceae
Source: the annotation of a GenBank genome assembly